This is a messenger RNA of Microsporum canis CBS 113480, 2316 nucleotides long. RefSeq lists its product as hypothetical. The record is from RefSeq and is a predicted model, not a curated record. The coding region runs from base 1 to 2316 and encodes 771 amino acids. Lineage: Eukaryota; Fungi; Ascomycota; Eurotiomycetes; Onygenales; Arthrodermataceae. The transcript has 3 exons.
AUGUCCGUGUCCGACAUCCACACCACGCUUAAUGUCCUUAUCACGCUGGGCCAGGAAAUUAAAAAGCGACUCAACUCGCUUAACCAGGCUGCUGAGGAUCUCCAGUUACUUAUUGUCAACCUCCAGCUUUUGAUGACGGUAUUCGAAAACCCCGCCAAUGAAGACAUCAUCAGGGCACAUGUCUCCGAGUUUGUCGCCAUGUUGGACGUCCUGCAAAGCAUUGCAGAUUGUUGCGCAAAAUGUGCCACGGCGCUGGAUAUUGAACCCUCUGUGGAAAGGGAUGUCGGUGCGAAUAAAGAAAUAUUUGGAAGGAAACUUAUCCGGCGGAUAUGGGCCCUCAACAAGAUUCCUAGCUUGCUCGCAGACAUCCAGCGCAAGGCGGAGCAUCUCCAAAGAGUUUACAGCGCAGUUUCUGUUAUGAUCCUGCAAGAUGUGAAGACUCGACAGAGCGAGGCCACAGGGAGGGAGGUCGCGGGGUCCGGAGACCGUGUGGGACGGGACAUCAGGCCAGAAGACUUGCUCAACCGAGACUUUACAACAAAUUUUGCAAGCAUUGAUCUGUUGCUGGGAAGUCUCAUGCAGGAGUGCCAAAGCCUUCGGCAGCAGCUUCAAGAUACCAUGAUAUAUCCUGACAGGUCGGCCAUCGAGCACUACGAAAAGGACAACCCGGAGGGAAUGGCGUUUUGGAAGGAUCGGUUCCAGAAAAGAGAACUAAGUCUUUCUGCUUUUCGUUACGAGGUGCUGUACGUCUCUUGGGCACGCUUCAUUCACGAGGUGGAGCAGUCCUUUGUCCUGAACACCAUGCCGACGGCAGUAUAUGAAACUGGAAACAUAGACGUUAUUCGUCGGAAAGGGAGUCGCUAUUCCAUUAACCCAAAUGGCACGCGCCGACUUGCCACGACACGCGCUCUCUGGCUUCCUGCCCUUCAAUCGGCGCUUGAUCCUCUUCACAGAGGAUACGUGAAACCCCAAAACUAUUUCAGCUUUCUUGAAACCUCUUCCUUGUCCGAGAAGAUUCGAGCCUUAGCUUUGGAAAAUGCCGGCUACGGGAUGUUAGUGGAAUGUGAGCGAGACCCCAGCGAUAUUGCCCUUCCUGCGUCUAUCGAGUCCCCCGCUGGUCACGUAGGCUGGUUAUCUGCACAGGUCGUUACCGUCUCGACGCCUGAAGAGCUUGGAAUUGCCACGGAGAAAGAGGUUAUGGAGUCAAGCAAUGAAAACCUCUUUUCUUGCUUCAGCGGUGCCAUGCAGGAUAUUUAUGUCUACGUUCGCUAUCUCCAAACUGGUCAAAUAGAGCGCAAAAGUCUCUUGAGACAAAUCCGUCCGAUUGGGGGCAUUGCUGUCGGAGCAACCUUGUCGACGCGGCACGAGAUGGAAUCGGGUGCGCACGCCUGGGGACCUGACCAACAUGUCACGGAAUUCAAGGCCUGUUACGGGGGCAGGUAUACUAUUGCUGCAGGCGUUGGCGCAAAUGCUACACUGUUCUCCACAACUCCAAUAAAACAUUCGUUUGACAACAUGCUACGGGAAGAGGUUCAAAAUGCAACUUCUUCUCUUCCAGAGCUUGAAUACCUGCUGCUGGGGCCGUCAAGGACCUUUUCCACAGCCCCUUGCAUAGGCGAGAAAAUUCAACAGAUUGAAUAUGAUGGUUACUGGCAUGAUUCAAGAGUCACGGUAGUCGAGGAAGAUGAGGUCGAGUUUGUCGAUUGGUAUGAGGCACCAAUAAUAAGCGACCCUGGUAGUGCCGUUAGCCAGGACGGCAGAGCUAACGAUGAAGAGGACGGCUUUCGCCUGCUGUUUUCUUCAGAGCAGUUGACAACACUCGGAAAAGGCACGCGGCGUGUGUGGCGGCCCUGGCGUAGGAACAUGACCAGCUAUAACAUCCGACCUUACCGUUGUCUGCAUGUGGGUGACUUUGUUGAUGCGCCGGUCAUGUACCCGGACUUUCGACUCCAUUACCAUGACAUUAGCGACGCGCAGCUCUAUCUCCCUGCUCGAAUUAUUGAGGUUCAGGGCGAUCAAUACGUGGUCGAGUUCAGUGCGGCGCUUUUAGCACAUGAAUGGUGGCCAGGAAGGCUGCCCAAGGGGACGCCCAUUGAAGUAGUUCCACAAUCUGGCGUCACGAUUGCGAACCCUCACGACUUCAGUCGGUUAACGGUGAGCAUGGAUUUAGUACGUCCCCUCUCUGUCGGACCACGGCCUGUUUUGGGAAUUCAGUCAGCAAAGCCAGCUAGAUGGAGUUCAUUCCAAGGAGUGCGACUUGGCAACCUCGAGGAUCUUUUAGAACAGAGCCUUUGGGAAAAUGGCGGCUGCACCUGA